AUGUGUUCGCCGAUUUCGGCAUUCAUAGCCGAGGCGGCUCUAAAACCGUUGGAAAUGCUGGUGUUUCGACAACACAAACCGAAAUUCUGGGCUCGGUAUGUGGGCAAAACCUUCGUUGGCAUCGAACAGGAUCAGACGGUGACAUUCAAAGAACGUCUCAAAACAGUCUCUACGUACAUUCAACUAAUGAUGGAGGAGGAGGAGGAGGAGGAGGAGGAGGAGGAGGAGGAGGAGGAGGAGGAAAACAACCAUGUGGCAGUUCUGGAUGUCCUCGUCUGCCACGAAGAUUGUGGUGGCCUUAAAACCAAAGUGUUUAGGAAAGCGACAAAUAUGACAAAGAUAUCGUCCACAUAG
Messenger RNA from Spirometra erinaceieuropaei, 354 nucleotides. Lineage: Eukaryota; Metazoa; Platyhelminthes; Cestoda; Diphyllobothriidea; Diphyllobothriidae. The record is from the annotation of a GenBank genome assembly.